AUGAAAGAUUCUUCAUCUCCAAGUAAGAAGAGAUUCAUUACUUCGUUUCGGGUAUCUGAAGAAAAAUUUAUCAAAAUUCCCCAACCUGAUGAUGAGCGAUAUGAAUCUGGUGUUGCUAGCUGCCCAAAUAUGAAUUUAGGUAUUAUGGAAGAUUGUUUAUGCGUAUUUCCUUGUGAUGGGUUUAAUGAUAACUUAUGGAUGCUGAAGAAGUACAAUGGAAAGCUAUCUUGGGGAAUGUUUAAAAAGGAGUGUGAGAUGAACUUAGCUUUACAAUGCUUGAAAGAGCAGAAACAUUACAUUCCUAACAACAGAACUUUGUGUCGUGAUAUGCUGUUCUACAAGACUAGGGAGUAUAUUUGUGCCCCUAUCUAUAUGGAGAGUCUUGUAUCUCCCAAUGUUAAAGGGAGGCCAAAGAGAAAUACACAAGAGAGUAAUAGCAAGAAGAGUUGUAAGAGAGCCAAUUUGAGGAAUAUGGUGGUUUCUAAAGAGUGGGAAGCUUUUAAAUGGUCUUCAGACGGGAGGGGGAUAAAAGUUAAAAGCUACUUUAUGCAAGACAUGUUUUGGAGAAAUGUGCAUUAUGCUCUUAAGUUGACGGGUCCCCUAGUUACAGUUCUUAGGAUUGUUGAUGGAGAAAAAUAUCCGGCCAUGGGCUUCAUUUAUGAGGCCAUGGAUAGGGCUAAGGAGGCCAUUCGUGAUAGCUUUUCCAGACUGGAUGACUACCAGACAACUUUUGAAAUUAUAGAUCGUAGGUGGGAAUGUCAAUUACAUAGACCUUUGCAUGCGGCGGGACACUUCUUGAACCCGGGAAUCUUUUAUAAAGAUGUUAGUGGGGUAGCUUGUGAAGAAGUGGAAAAAGGUUUGUAUGAUUACAUUAUGAGGCUUGUUCCCGAGCAACAAGUUCAAGACAAGAUUUCGGAAGAGUUGGACAAAUAUCGGAAUGCACAAGGACUCUUUGGUAAUCCUAUGGCUGUUAGACAUAGGGAGACAAAAUCACCAGCUGAUUGGCGGGGAGCAUAUGGAUCUUCAACUCCUAAUCUAAAAAAAUUUGCUAUAAAGGUUCUUAGUCUCACUUGUAGUGCUACAAGUUGUGAAAGAAAUUGGAGUGUUUUUCAACAUCUUCAUACAAAGAAACGAAAUAGAUUGGCACAAGAGAGAUUGAAUGACAUGGUAUUUGUUAAAUUCAAUCGGUCCUUGGAGCGACGGGCAAAAGACAAAGAGAACGAUCACCUUAUCCUACAAGAGAUUGAUGAAAGCAACGAGUGGUUGAUGGGAAGAAUGGAAGAUGAGAGUGAUGAUGAGGCGGUAUUUGUUGGUGAAGAUUUAACUUGGAGAGAUGUAGCUCAUGACUCUGGUGCUUAUGAGCCUAGUUAUCGAACUAGAGCAUCAAGAGUACAAAAUGAUGGAACCGUAACAUCGGGCGUUAAUAAGGGAAAAACAACCGUUCAACCAUCUCAUAGACAUUUGGUAGAUGAAGAUGUGGAAGAAGAUAUCGGUGUCUAUAGUGAUGAUGGAGGAGGAGAUGGUGUCGUCCAAGUUGACGACGAAGAUAAUGAUAGUUUAGACGAUCUCUAG
Lactuca virosa is the source of this 1572-nucleotide messenger RNA. Lineage: Eukaryota; Viridiplantae; Streptophyta; Magnoliopsida; Asterales; Asteraceae. The record is from the annotation of a GenBank genome assembly.